Hypoxylon fragiforme is the source of this 1974-nucleotide messenger RNA. RefSeq names its product MRG-domain-containing protein. The transcript has 4 exons. Gene Ontology annotation, cellular component: NuA4 histone acetyltransferase complex; nucleus; Rpd3S complex. Bases 310 to 1278 code for a protein of 322 amino acids. NCBI's taxonomy places the organism in Eukaryota, Fungi, Ascomycota, Sordariomycetes, Xylariales, Hypoxylaceae. The record is from RefSeq and is a predicted model, not a curated record. Gene Ontology annotation, biological process: regulation of DNA-templated transcription; chromatin organization.
CGCGUCGGAAAACGCGUCCGAGCUUUUUUGGUGUAUCAUUGCCACGGGCAGGAACGACAUUCUUUGCUAAGCAAGCACACUUUAAACACUUCCUUCCUCAAUCGCAUGUGAUCUUAACGCAAACCUUCCCCCCUUUUUUUCUUCACCUCUUCACACAAAUUGCGAAAGACGCAUCAAAUUCGUCAUUGUUCUUACAAUAAAGCAAUCAAGAAUUGUGACACAUAAGACUGCACUGAAAAUAACUAUAAUUAUCGCCCCUUCUUACUUCUUAUUUCCACCCCUGUGAACAUAAUCGUAACCAACGCGAUCAUGGCUCCCUCAAGACAGAGCCAGGCGCCUCCAUACGCCAAAGACGAAAAGGUUCUUUGCUUUCAUGGCGACUUAAUGUAUGAAGCAAAGAUCAUUGAGGUUGCCGUAAAGUCCGGCCAGAAGCCUGAAGAUGCACAGUACCGCAUCCAUUAUAAGGGCUGGAAAGCUAGCUGGGAUGAUUGGGUUUCGCAGGACCGUAUACGAAAGUUCACUGAGGACAAUAAGCAGCUUGCCAGUCAACUGCAAGCUCAGGCUCGAAUGCGGACUCAUGGCCCUAAAGGAGGAAAGAAGGGUGUUAAGGCUAACGGUUCCGAGUUGAGUUCUGCUCGUGGUAGUGAAGAGCGUGCUGCCGGAUCCUCAAGCUUUGGCGGCCGUGGCCCUCGGCGCGGCAGGGACUUUGAACUAGAGAACGAGGACAUAUUCCACGCUCGCCCUUCAAUUAAACUCAUCGUUCCCGACAUCUUGAAGGCGAUGCUCGUUGACGACUGGGAGAAUGUCACCAAGAAUUACCAGCUCGUCCCCCUCCCCCACCCUCACCCCGUCUCAAAGAUUAUCGACGACUACUCCGCUUAUGAGACCCCCAAGCGCCCUGCUGGCUCGUCUCAUGUCGACAUCCUCGACGAGACGCUAUCUGGCCUCAAGGAGUAUUUCAACCGAUCUCUUGGACGUAUCCUUCUCUAUCGGUUCGAGCGUGUCCAAUAUGCCGAGAUCCACGAAAAGUGGCAAUCCAACGACCCCGAGUACCACGGCAAGCACGCGAGCGACUUCUAUGGCCCUGAGCAUUUGAUGCGUCUUCUAGUCUCGCUGCCAGAACUUAUUGCUCAGACCAACAUGGAUCAGCAAUCGGUCAACCGCCUUAGAGAGGAGUUGUCCAAGUUCUGUGCCUGGCUUGCUCGCAACACGGAUACGUACUUCGUGAACCACUACGAGUCACCUCCCCAGGAUUACAUCCAGAAGGCCAAGGACUAAAUACCGACUAGUCUUCAAGAAAUCGCCAUGUCGUCCAUGAUCCCUCUUAUAUAACGAUACUACGCGGCAUGUGUGAGGCUGAAGGGAGUCUCGAACUCAAAUUUGCAACAAGACUCACACCCUCUCUAUACAUCUAUAUAAUACCCAACAGUCGACACGGUCCUCUGCUUCUGUCAAGUAUAUGCCAUGUAAGGCAUUACGAAAAAUAAGAGGUGGAUUUCCUCUAUAUAUCCAUAUGGAUGUGAGGGGUAUACUUAUCGGCUCUCUAGGUGCCUACCUACUAGGUACACAUUACGAAGGGUUCCAUGAGAGGAGGAAAGUGGAGGAAUAUUUUUUGGACUCGUUGGCAAAGAGGUUAUUCCCGUCUCCGGAUAGGGAUUCCCUUCUAUGCCGUAUUGUACCCAUAGUUUAAUUUCGCGGGUCUUUUUUUACUCUUCUGGUUCUUUUCCUUGAUGUGACGUGACUUGAUUUGCUGUGCCUGGGUGUCUUUUACAAAGUUGUGCUACAUCGUGCCUAAUAAUUUGGAGUGUUCAUGGAGUUCAUGGCUGGGCUAUCUCAGUGUUCGGGUACCUCAAUGAGUGGAAGUUUCGUUCGUGCUUUUGACCUCGUUUUUUUAUGCUCCGAAUCCUCUGGAAGUCCCUCGUAUUGAUGAUACCUACCCAAUCAACUGCUGAAUACAAUGCAUCACGAUACUAU